Molecule: messenger RNA, 6128 nt
Organism: Dendronephthya gigantea
Lineage: Eukaryota; Metazoa; Cnidaria; Anthozoa; Malacalcyonacea; Nephtheidae
Product: phosphatidylinositol 4-phosphate 3-kinase C2 domain-containing subunit beta-like
Exons: 8
Coding region: 1502-5821 (1439 amino acids)
Biological process (GO): phosphatidylinositol 3-kinase/protein kinase B signal transduction; cell migration; phosphatidylinositol-3-phosphate biosynthetic process
Cellular component (GO): phosphatidylinositol 3-kinase complex; plasma membrane; cytoplasm
Molecular function (GO): phosphatidylinositol binding; 1-phosphatidylinositol-3-kinase activity; 1-phosphatidylinositol-4-phosphate 3-kinase activity
Source: RefSeq, a predicted model, not a curated record
UACAAAAUCGAAUGAAAAGUUCAAAAGGAUCUUAGACAAAAGACCAAAAGAAUAUCAGUUUUCUUUAGAAAUCUGAAAGGUUUGUGGCAUUUACGCGGAGAUUUCUUCAUGCAAUAUCAAGGUUGGAUCCUCAAUUCCAUAAAUUUGCCAAUGACGUUGUUGUUCGAUAUUUGAUUAACGAUUCAAAUACACGCGCUGUCAAACGAUACUGAGAAGUUUCUCAUAUUAUAAACAAACAUAAAUCGAUUAUUAAACUGGCUUGCAAAUUUACCGUUUUACGAAAAGAAAAGGAAAUUCUUGUGGUAUAAUCCUGUUAUAAUACCAAGACACUUGAAGGAAACUCGACAUGGUUCAUCGUAUUAGACUUCCUGGUGAAUAGCCACGACUAUCGCAAUGAAAAGCGACUUUAUUCUCAUCUAAGGAUGAGUCAUUUCAGUAAACACUCAUUUAAUAAAAAGUAUGAGCAAUAAAUAAGUAAUAAUUAGCAUUAUUUUAGUAGCCUAAAUUGUUGUAUUUUCUUGGGUAAUACAGACUCUGGUAUUAAUCAUGUUUUAUUCAAGUGAUCCAGCGCACAAUGACACUAACCAGGCCUCCUCAAAUCAGGACAAAUAUUCCUCGAUAAGAGUGUUAGAUCAGACCAACAGAAACAUUCUUCCAACAGAAACAAGCAUCUUGGGCAGAUUUUCGUGUGAGUUUUCAAAUGAGCGACAAAAGAAUAUGGCCAAAACUGCAAAACAGCGUCCGUAUACAACACUUGAAUUGGGUAGGGGAUCUCAUUCGAUAUCAAAUGAUCAACGGAGAUCAAAAUCGCUCAGCACAAACAGAAGAAAGAAGGAUAAAGAUGCAGAAAGUGGAGACAAGACUACAGAUUCAUUUGCUGAUAUUCUACAAACUGCUAGACAUUCCUUUUAUUUAAGCUUUGAAUCAUCAAAAGAUAUUGACUUAAAGGCUGGUUUAACUUCAGUUAUUUCAGAGGAUGCGAAUAAAACAUCAGACAAGUUAAUUACUGAGCCAUCUGACACAGAAAAUACCUGCUCUGUUGUUGAAGGUGAUGCCAAUCUUCUUCCGAGCGGUGUUGAGACACCAGUCUUAAAUAAUAACUGGUCAGCAGUGAAAGAGGACAUGUCACCUGGAUCAGGCGAAUCGCUAGUUUCGUCACCGCGUUAUCACACCUUAACUGAAGAUGAGUUGGAGGAGGAGCUAAUUGAAGAACAGGAAGUGAGAUCACGAAAUGACUCUGUUGUUUUGAGACAUGAGAUAAUAAGAUCGUACUCCAUCACUGAAAACCUUGCAAGUGAAGCUCAUCAAAAUGAUGUGAAUAAUAAACUUAAUGAAGCAGAUGUUAGAAAAGGUUAUGUUGCACUUAGUUAUGAUGCCAAAGGAGCUUUAUGGGAAGAUGAUUCUGAAGAACCUGCCUCACCUUCAGGACAAGGCAAACCGGAGAAUGAAAUCAACAUUUCACAUACUUAUCAAGUAACUGUUGAUAAAAAAGCUCAGAGCUAUGAGCUCAAGUAAUUCAACUGAAGAACAUGGGGAGAGUAGUUUAUCAGAGCGUCUAGAAAAUACACCAAGGAACUGUGUAAACAGGGAACAAGAUAAUCAUAUCUCGUCAAGCCGUCAUGAUAGCGCGCCAAAACGUUUGACAGUCGAUAUUGGUGAGUUACGUCGACUUUCUGAUGGUCAGUCUAAAGAAAACCGCGCGAAGCAUAUCAGUGUUUCGGGCGGGACAGUUCGAGAAAUUAAAUUCCUUCGUUCACCCACGUCGCGGGUUUCCACUCUGUUCUCGACCAAAAUACCCGAGAUUCGCGGCUCGGAGAAACAGAAAAGCAGUAAAACCAAAGCAACCAUUGAACCAGGGUUCGUCUUCUUUGGCGAUGGUCUUUUUGACUUCACAGAGGAACGCAAUGAGGAAGCUGUGGCGUUUAGCACAGAAAUUGGCAACCUUCGCGCAAAAUUAUGCGGCAAAGUUGAGCUAAACCUGGGAUAUUUAUUGAGUCCAACUGUCACACAAGAUUCGAAUAGUUUGCCUGAGACUUUGGAGGAAGUCAGGUUGUCUUUGGAAAUUUUUAUUGAAGAUCAAGAAUCACCUGUGCUUAUGAACUGCAGUUCAAAAACUUGCGUGAGUGAAGUUUUAGCGAAGGUUUUGGAAAGAGUUUGGAAGCAAACCGUGAACCCAGACAGCAUUAUUAACAGUGCUUACACAUUGAAAGUUUGUGGCUACCAGGAAUACUUGAGUAGUCUUAAGUUGUUAUGUGAGUAUGAAUACGUUCAUCGUUGUGUUAUGGCGAGGCAAACGGUUCGACUUGUUUUGCUUGAUAGUGAUCAAGUACCACGAUCUUUAGCCCGCAGUGAAUUAGACGACGUCGCAGAUUGCGAGCCGAGAAUUUACAGCCAGUUUUUUGAACGGUCUCUUGACACGUCCGUAUCGCGAGACGGACUCAGCGUGCUUCGUGAGGCUUUUGAAGAGGAAUUGAAACGUGUCCUCAAAGAUGCAGACAGCUUAAGACCCUGUUUUCAACCUGGACGUUUGGUUCAAAGCGUCAGAGCUGUUUGCACAACGCUGGGUCAAAUUGAGACGAAAGGCAUCGUGAAUUCUGUGCAUUCUCUCAAGGAGAUGAAGAGAAAGUACGACGAAGCUUGCCAAGCCGCUUCACCUUCACCAAAGAACGUUCCCGUGGAUAUGCCUGAAUUACGGUCAUUACUUCAGGAACUAUACAGACAUGUUUAUCUUCUUAUCGAGUUGUAUUGCAAUACAUUCAACACAGAUUUUGGUAGAAUUUGUAUCAGUGAAAAGGUGAUUCACGGGUCUAUUGAAGUGACUGCAAUGACGGACAAAUUCAGCAUCUUUAUUCCGACUGCAUAUCGCAUUCCCCCCGAUUGGAAAGAGAAAUUUGAAUCGUAUGUUGUCGAAGGGAAGAUUUACUAUGGGACGAAUCUGCUCAGCGUGCCUGAAUAUACGAUUUCUGGUGGAAUCCGAACGAAUUUCUUCGCUCAAAUAUCCUGGCAGUGUUUUAUGGAGUUUGGGAUUGAACUUCGCAAGCUUCCACGAGAGUCUAAACUCUGCCUCACAUUAUAUGGGGUAGCCCCUUUACCCAAGAAUGCAACCUUGGCACCAACCCGCACUCCGCUAGGCUGGACCGCAGUUCAGUUGUUUGACUUCAACGGUGUUUUGGUGUCAGGUUCUCAGCUCUUUGGCUUAUGGCCAAAUCAAGCAGCAAACCCAAUAGGAACAUCCACCUCGAACCUUAUCGACAAGCGAAGUGCAAUUCUUCAAGUGGACUUCACCCAGCACAUGUCAGACAUCGUCUUCCCGUCGUUAAAGAUACCAGAACGUGAAGCUGAUGCAUCGGAAACUCCGCCUGAAGACUUGUUUAAAAAGUUUCUUUCAAGAGACAUGUUCGAAGAUCUUCGUCCUGAAGACAUUCAAAAGAUCUGGAAAAACCGUUUAUACGCGUCCAUGAUCCCCAGUAUGUUGCCCUUGCUGUUGUCAAGUGUACCAGACUGGACGUACCAGAACCUUCCCGAGAUCUACCAACUGCUGGCAAACUGGAAACCAAUGUCUCCUGUCAAUGCGAUGGAAUUACUUAAGGUUCAGUUUCCGGACCAGAUGGUUAGGGCAACGGCUGUGAGUUGGAUGGAAUGUUUCUCUGAUGAUGAAUUGUGCGAUUAUUUGCCACAACUUGUCCAAGCUCUGAAGUACGAGAGUUAUCAUAACUCGCCACUUGCAAGGUUCCUAAUCGAAAGAGCUCUGCACAGUUCUCGUCUCAUGCACUACUUGUUCUGGUAUCUUAAAGACAACAUCGGAGAUCCUAAAUUUGGCCAGCGGUAUCAGGUAAUACUUGGUGGACUGCUCAGUGUAUGUGGUAGCUUGCAGCGCGACCAGUUCACGAAACAAGACGAACUCGUGGCGAGGAUCACCGAUGUUGCGGAAAAGGUAAAGAAGUCGAAAGAAAACCUGCGAGACGACGUCCUCCGUGGGGAACUGGGAAAGAUACCACAGGAAACCCUGGAGUGUCUCAGGCUUCCCCUCAACCCCGGAGUGGAAAUCACAGCAAUUCUGGCGGACCAGUGCUCGUAUUUCAACUCCAAUUCCUCCGUUCCCCCCCUUCGCUUGCUGUUCAAAAACUCCGACAGACAUGGCUUCGAGAUUGAUACAAUCUACAAGGUUGGAGAUGACCUGCGUCAGGAUGCACUGACCAUGCAGUUGAUUGGUAUCAUGAAUAAACUAUGGUUAAAAGAAGGACUGGAUCUCAAGAUGGUCACAUACAGGUGUCUACCUACCGGGGCUGAGAUGGGUAUGGUGGAGUUGGUGCAGGAGGCACAAACGUUACGUGAAAUUCAGACAGAAUAUGGUCUUGCAGGUUCGUUUAAAGAUGAACCACUUGCAAGAUGGCUGCUCAAACACAACCCAAUUGAGAAAGAAUAUGGUGAAGCUGUGAAUAAUUUUAUUUCAUCUUGUGCAGGCUACUGCGUUGCUACGUAUGUCAUAGGUAUUUGUGAUCGCCAUAAUGACAAUAUCAUGGUGAAAAAGACAGGUCAUUUGUUUCACAUCGACUUUUCCAAGUUCUUGGGACGCUCGCAAAUGUUCGGCAGCUUUCGUCGGGACCGUUCGCCGUUCGUGUUGACGUCGGAUAUGGCAUACGUCAUCAACGGCGGUUGUACUCCAACAAGUCGCUUCCAAGAUUUUGUAGAUCUGUGUUGUCGGGCGUUCAACAUAAUAAGACAUCAUACAAACCUGUUUUUGAAUCUUCUUUCCCUUAUGCUCAACUCUGGGAUCCCAUAUUUGAGUCAAACCAACGAUCUUAAGUACGUCUAUAACGUUUUACUCCCACAAGCGACGGAUCUCGAGGCCACAACAAUCUUCACCCGACAAAUUGAAUCCAGUCUAGCAUCAAGGUUUACUCAGGUGAACUUUUUCAUUCACAAUGUCGCUCAGAUCCGCCAUGCUUCUCAAAUGAAAGACGAUGAUUCUGCGAUGCCUGUCCUGUCUUUCUCUCUUCACACGUACAGUCCUGCAACGGACGACAAGAUCACCUCAGCCAGAGUAGUCGAUUAUCAGAAGCGAUACACACCAGAGAAAUAUUACGUCUAUCUUAUCAACGUGUGUCGAGAAAAUCAGGAGAGACCCACGUUUGUCUUUCGAAGAUACAGUCACUUUCACGAGUUCAACGCGAAACUAACAGAUCUUUUCCCGCAUCGGAACUUACCUAAAUUACCAGGGAAAAUCUACCUCGGCCGAUCCCAAAUCCGAAUGGUGGCAGAGAAACGUCGCCAGGAUUUCGACCGUUACCUUCAAGCGUUGCUUUCUCUUGAAGACGUAAAUUCCUCGAAGCUCGUCUACACGUUUCUUCAUUCUCUGCCAUCAGACGAUUUUGAUGUGAAGAAAUACGCUGUCCGGUUGUUACCAGAAGAACGCUAUCCUCGGGACAGACCGAUAGGAGGAGAGGUGAAGGUUUCGAUAUCCUUCUCGGCGUAUCAGCUCAACAUUAUGAUCAUGCAUGCAAAAAAUCUGCUGCCAAAAAGCGCUGGAGGUCUUUCAGAUCCUUACGUGAAAAUCUACCUCACGCCUGAUCCAAAUAAAUCGACAAAACGUAAGACAAAAAUCGCACGGAGAACUCUUAAUCCAACUUAUAAUGAGACAUUCGUCUGGGUAAUCUCGGAAGAGGAGCUUCGUCAACGAGAGAUUAGGAUUACAGUUUGGGAUUAUGAUGUUUUGACGGAGAAUGAACUUAUGGGAGGAGUUCUUAUUGAUCCAUCAGAUUAUGACUUUAAUAACCAGUUUGUCGGAUGGUUCACGUUGACAGAUCUUAAAGGAAGCUGAACUUUAAGAUUUCAGCUGUAAUGCGUCGUUUACCAAUGAAUCGAACUGAAUAGGAAUGUGAUAUUUAGAAAUUUUAUUGGGUAGUUAGAUAUUUUUCUUAGUACGACUAUUGAAUGCCAACACAUACUCUUAGGAUAUAUUUCAAAUCUUAGUUAUAUUUAAUCAAAUAGGUACACCUAAAAUAAAUUCUUUCAUGACAUUUUCGGGCAGUAAAUAUGAAUAAUGUAAUCUUAAUAUUUUUAAUACUUUUUUUAAUCAAGGGGUGGUGAAUCAUAUCAAUUUUAAGCAAUGUAAAUCAAUAUUGUAA